This is a messenger RNA of Clupea harengus (Atlantic herring), 2598 nucleotides long. It is a transcript of the gene cenpo, whose product is annotated as centromere protein O. Gene Ontology annotation, cellular component: kinetochore; Mis6-Sim4 complex. The record is from RefSeq and is a predicted model, not a curated record. NCBI's taxonomy places the organism in Eukaryota, Metazoa, Chordata, Actinopteri, Clupeiformes, Clupeidae.
UGUACCAUUCGCAUGUUAAAUAAAAUCCUUCCUUCCGGUUUCAAAGGCUACGCGCGGAAUUUAAGAUAACUGCAGACAUCCGCACUCGGAAAGUAACGUUAGCUGUCAUACUACAUCAUCAGCUAUUCUAUUCUGUUACUUAACGUCUUACCAUUUAUUUUGCUUGCAACUUUUAGUAGCCACGGUUUAACGUUAGCGAAAAGCAUCCGUUGUUUUGAACUAGACAAAAGGAGAAGAUACUAGUUGGAGGACUAAGAUUAGGUACGUUUUGUUAGCGGUUGAUGACCAUCUGUAACGUUACCUAGCCAACAAAUGAAGAAAGUCAACAUUAGGAACGGUCAGAAACUGAUAAAGGACAACUUUAUCAGAUAACUUUAUCUGUACCAGUGUCGGAUCUGAAGUCAUGGAGGAGGCAAGAGAUCACAACGUGUUAAGUUGCUUGCAGAGGUUAGAGAUGGGAGCUCUUGGUUUUCACAGUCGAGAUCCAGAGGAAUUACUGAAGAAGGACAGACUACAUCAGUUGAACUGCAGAGUGUUAACUCUCCGAAUGCAAAGAAACAAACUCAAAGUUGAAGUCCAGAGAAUCAAGGAGGCAAAGGCCGCUCUGGAUGAAGGGAUUUCUCCAGAUAGUAAUGGAGAAGAAAAUGGAGCCAAGAGUUCCCAACACACCUUACCGCUACUGAUGGCUCGACGCACCCAAUUGAAGGACACGCUCAGGGCCCAUCACCUCAUUGGUGGGUAUGAGGUAGUGGAGAUAGAUUCGGGCAGGCGGGUUUGCUAUUCCUUAAGCACUGAAUAUGAGGACACUUACCUGGACACCUACCACUUGGAGCUGGACCUAACGCGGGGCGUGCGUAUCCACCGUCAUGACAUCCCACCUUCCAUCCCACUGAAGAACUUGGCUCAAGAGAACCUCGAGACUGACCUGCCUGCCUUUCUUCACACACUCAGAGAGCACGUCAGUGGUCUGGCCAGCCGUUUAUAUCAGCUCAGACUCAUCAAGGAACAAGUGGAGACUGUAAGUGUGAUGGAGACCAACCCUCUGUGCUCGGUGCUGGUGCUGAUGUGCAAGAUUCCAGGAGAGGAGGAGACGGCCAUGCUUCUGUCAUUGCGGUAUGGGGACCCGAUCAAAGCUCUGCCCACCCGGGUUACCUUGGAGUCUUCUGACAAAUCACUGCCUGAUGAACCACAAUGGAAGGAGGCCAAGUCUCUGUUUCUGGAGGUUCCACCCCACAGAGUCCUGCUGGCCCUGAGGAACCAGGGGCAGAUCUUGUAGACCUUAGCCCAGAGCUCGCAGACCCAGUUAAACUAGGACCUUUUCUCACCCUUUUAUUUACUAUAUUGUACUACACCUGCAGAACUUUAUUUGGAGGCUAGUCCAACCCAGAGAUCUGACCACACACCACAUAGUCACAUGGUAGCUGAUUAGGUGAAACGGCAAGGCAGGUAGAUUAAUUAAUCGGCUAAUUGUUUAAAAGUACCUACUAUACUGUUUCAUCAGUUAAUUUAGUACAACUUACUCAGACAUUGUCGAGGGUCUUCAAAAAGGCGUGUAUUUUUUGCCUUAGCGUUUCCCUCUGUAUCUGCUUGAGCCGCUCUCUCUCCUGCCUCUGCCACUCUCUCUGGCUGGCCAGCUUUCUCUCAGAGAUGCUGUUGAUGCAAGCCAUAUCCCUCAGCUGCACUAAGGACAGAAUGCCAGCAUCUUCUGACUCUCUCUGCUGGACGUGGGACAGGGUUGGAGCUGGGUGUGAACUCUGCGAUUUGACUACAGCAUCUGUGUCGCCCUGAGAAACUACUUUUCCAGAGACCAGACCUCUUCCAGGAGGUGCUGACUGAGUGUAGUGGCGAUGCCAUGCAACUUUCUUCCCGUUUCGAUUUUCCAAGAUUUCCCUCAUAGUGUUGUCAACAGUGGCAAUAGGCUCACAGACCCGGACGUGUAGUAGUUUCUGGUGCUCUUGCAUCAGGGAGUUAAUGUCCUGCUGCAACAGUUUGAGAAUCAGUGUCUGCCGGAGGCAAAGGUGGUUCAGUCUGUGUUGGAGGUAUGUUUCCUCAGUGCUGUUCAUUUGUCGCACAUCCACACAUUGUAAACACUUGGGCCUCCGGUAGUUUGAUGGUUUAGUCAUUGUGAUGAGGAUUCACUUGGGACAAAGAAAUUGAAAUCAUAACUUUGCCUUCAGUACAUUCUUCUUUAGUACCUGUUAACAAAUGUAAUUAAACUUAAGUUUAAAUACAUGCCACAAAUAUGUACUAUUAGUAAAUAAUACAUGUAUAAAUCUUUGAAACCAGUAACAAUGGAUUUUUCUGAAAAGUAUUCGUGUGAAAAUGUGUCCAUAACAUACCAUACGGCUUUGAAGAAAUGGUUUAGGUGCCCUGCUUCAUUUCACCGUCCAGUGGUGUGUUUUUUAGCAUGUUCACAUGGUGAAGUGUGAUAAUUGCUGGUGAGGGGUUAGCCUGUCUUUUGUUUAUCCUGAAGAACAGGUUUGGCAGUUGAAAACCAAACAGGCUGCCCUUCAUUCACCUGCAUCUUGAUUAGGCAGGUUUUCAUAAUAAUGAUGUCAAUUCACUGCACAAUAAAAGCUCUUACUUUGUAACUUCAAA